Molecule: messenger RNA, 2577 nt
Organism: Candidozyma haemuli
Lineage: Eukaryota; Fungi; Ascomycota; Pichiomycetes; Serinales; Metschnikowiaceae
Gene: LIG1
Product: tRNA ligase
Exons: 1
Coding region: 1-2577 (858 amino acids)
Biological process (GO): tRNA splicing, via endonucleolytic cleavage and ligation
Cellular component (GO): nuclear inner membrane
Molecular function (GO): RNA ligase (ATP) activity; ATP binding; GTP-dependent polyribonucleotide 5'-hydroxyl-kinase activity
Source: RefSeq, a predicted model, not a curated record
AUGUUUGAGUCCUUAACGGCUUUCAAAGACUCAGAGGAGGAACUCAAAGACCUCUUUAUAGCUCUAGAGGUCUCACGUGAGAAACCAAGAGCAGAGCGUGUACGAAAGAAGGCUUACAAGAUCAAGACAUGUUCUGGCGAAACGGUAGUUGACUCAUGGAAGUUCAAUGAGUUUUCAUAUUCCGAUAAGGAUAUCGAGCUUCCCAUAAGAGCUCGUGGACUUUUCACACAAGACCAAAAAAUUGUGGCUCGUGGUUAUGACAAGUUCUUUAACGUUAAUGAAGUUGCCUCUACGAAGCUUGAGCACCUUCGAGAAUUGCAUGGCCCUUUUGAGGUGACAACUAAGGAAAACGGAUGCAUUGUGUUUAUUUCUGGUCUAGAAGAUGGAAGUCUAGUUAUUUGUUCAAAGCACGUUACUGGCGAACCUGUUGUCGAUACUAAAACGGAGAAUUUCGUGAAACACAGUGAAAGGGCAAAGAAGGCUGUAUAUGAACAACUUGAGAACCUGGGGAAGUCUCCUACUGAGAUGGGAAAGAUCUUGUAUGAACUCAAUGCUACUGCAGUGGCCGAAUUAUGUGACGAUGAAUUUGAAGAGCAUGUUAUAGAGUACCCCAAAGAGCUAGCAGGUCUUUACUUGCAUGGCAUCAACGCAAACACAAGGAAGUUUGUUACAUACCCUAUGGAAGGCGUAUAUGCAUUUGCUGAUGAGUUUGGCUUUAAAAAGGUGCACGUGGAGCGUUUUAACACCUUUGACUCAUUAUGGGAUUUCCUAGAAAAGGGUAGUGAAACCGGUACUUUCCAGGGACGAGAAAUUGAGGGUUUUGUUAUCCGUGGGAAGGAUAGCCUGGACUCAGACUUUUUCUUUAAGUACAAGUUUGAAGAGCCAUAUGCUUUGUACCGUACUUUCAGAGAAUCUACCAAGCAACUUAUCCUGAAGAAGAAGGCAAAGAUGGAGCUAAUUCUCAAGCAACCAAAACAUAGAGUUAUUCUACAAGCAUACCUUGACUUUGUGGAUGAUCUCUUUAAGAAAGAGCCCGAGUUGGCCGAGGCAUAUCUUCAAGACAAGGGCAUUAUAAAGGUAAGAAACUUGUUCCUUGAGAACGUUGGCCUUGAACAGAAUAGAGGAAUUGGGUUGGUAGAGCUUGAAAAGACGGAGAAACUUACAGAACAAUUCCAGAAGUUCUUUCGUGAGGUAGAAUUCAGGACCAUCAUUUGCCCCAUCGCUGUGAUUGGCAGCGGUAAAACAACUGCAUUCCAAACCCUUUCGAAUCUUUUCCCUAAAUGGCUGCAUGUUCAAAACGAUAAUUGCGCCAACUUCAAACAGUUUAAGACACAAUGUGUAUCCUCUCUCGUUGACCUGCCUGUCUUGUUGCUUGAUCGCAACAACUCUCUGAAGAAAGAAAGAAGGGAACUUAUAGAGGGUAUCCAUGAAGAAAGAAUCUCUUACUUGGUGCCAAACAUUGGACUUCGUUUCAUUGGAGUGAACUUUGCCGCUGCUAAAGGAAAGGAAGGCUUUGACGAACUCGUGGAGGGCCGUAUUACCUCUCGAGGCGACAAUCAUCAGUGCAUUGAUGCUGCUUCACAUCCAGAAAGAUCGCUUCGUAUCGCACUGACCAUGGCUGGCAGACUAGAACAACCAGCGGUUAACCCCUUGGGUGACCAAGAUGAGGUUGAGAAUGGCUCCCACGCGGUGGAAAAUGGAGACCAAGGCACUGGAAUCACUCCUUUGAUCCAGGGAAGUGAUCUUCAGUCUCCAGAUGAUGCAUUUGAUGUUAUGAUUAAUGUUGAUAUUACAAGCUCAUCUUCUUUGGACGUGGCUAAGAGGAUUUGGGAAGUCAUGUCAGAAUACAACGAUUUCAAGGAUACUGCAACUCCAAGUGAAGAGCAAUGGCAGAAAGCUUAUAAAGAUGCCCUCGAAUACAAGCCCACCACAAAGAAGACUAUUUCCAACAGGCUGCUUGGCCAAAAGAGACCAGAGUACUUUGGAAUUGGUAUAAAAGACAGAAAGAGUUUGGUGGAGUUAUUGGAAUCCAAGCUUUCUCAAACGGAGACCUGGAAGUCCUUGGUAUCAUCUUCGAGGAUUCAAGGCGAAUUCCAUGUCACUAUCGGCCACAAAGAUACCAUCCAUGAGUUCACAGAAACAAAGGAAAAGUGGGAGAUUUUGGUAAGAAGGUUCGCCAUGCAACAGGUUCGUAAGGCCAGUGAAGAUAAGAAGGACGUUCCUGUUGAGCACUACUUUGAUGUGAGGUUAGUAAGAGCAGUCGUGUUUGACGACAAACUCAUAACUGUUGAAGUGAAGAUCGAAGAGAGCUAUUCAAAGGACCAAGAUGGAGAAAUCGUCAUCCAAAAGCCAGAACUCGACCCACUCAACCAGCAUUUGCAUAUUACCAUAGGUACUGUUUCAAGCGAAACAAAGGCGAUGGAGCUGAAUGCGUUCUUGAAACAGCUCCAUUUAAGCUACGGAGACGACAUUGGUGAAGGUACUUACGAACUCAAAAAGAACACCGCCCGUGUCUUUCCCCUUGACCAGGUUUUGGAGAAGCAACAAGCAUACAUUAUGUUCUCCUUCAACUCUUGA